Molecule: messenger RNA, 1266 nt
Organism: Prunus avium (sweet cherry)
Lineage: Eukaryota; Viridiplantae; Streptophyta; Magnoliopsida; Rosales; Rosaceae
Source: RefSeq, a predicted model, not a curated record
AUGGAUAAAAUCGGUUUUAUCAAAAAGGAUAUUUACAAUCUUGAAUGUAGUGUGAAUGGGAAGCUGAGAAACCACGAUGUUCAACUAGUGACCGAGUAUUUUAUGGCUGAACAGAAAAAAAAUGAGGCUUUUUAUUUCAAGAUUGAGGGAGAUGGCGAAGACAGGUUUAGUCGAUGUUUUUGGGCAGAUGCAACUUCUAGACGGGCUUACAGGUUUUAUGGAGAUGUUGUUGUAUGCGAUACCACAUUCAACACUAAUCGAUACGACUUGACAUUUGCACCAAUAUUGGGAGUUUAUAACCAUGGUCAGACAAUUGUCUUAGCAUGCACAUUUUUUAGCAAGGAAACGACUGAGUCGUUUAUUUGGAUGUUUGAGGAGUUUAAGAAAGCCAUGCCAGGUGGCGAACCUAAAACGAUCAUUACAGAUCAAGAUGCGGCCAUGACCAGAGCGAUUUCAAUAGCCUUCCCGACUACAUUUCAUCGACUUUGCAUAUGGCACAUCACAUCAAAGUUCCCUGUUAAGUUACCACAUUCUGCUUAUAAGGAGUAUUGGCGUGAAUUUCAGAAAGCAAUAUGGGAUACUAACAAUAAGGAUGAGUUUGAUGCGAAGUGGAAUAUUGUGGUUACAAAGGCUGAGCUCAAAACAGAGGAUGCUUCAAAAGUUGUCUUUAAUGUGAGCGAAAGGAAAAAUUGGCAAACAAGAGUGGCAGAAGUUGUAUAUGUCAAAGAUUCUGACCAUGCAUCGUGUAGCUGCAAAAGAUUUGAAUUUGUUGGGAUUAUUUGCAAGCACAUCCAAGCGUUGUUCAGAAGGGACCAGAUUGAAUAUAUGCCCGAUAAAUAUAUUUUGAAUAGGUGGAAGAAAACUGCGAAAGCUGGAUUGGUGUCAGAUGCAAAUGGCAACGAAAUUAAACACUGUGCAGAUCCUGGUCUUUUAAUAAAGCGGAGUACAAUGUCCCGACUUGCUUCAGAUGUGGUUGAGGAUGCAUUAAUGUGUGAAGAAGGAUGUGAGCUAGUGUCAGAGACUCUAAAAAGUUUGCGGGUGAAGUUGAAGUUGUUGAAGGAUGGACCAAGUAAUAACGAAGUUGGAGGGUCUAGCUCUCAAACACAAUAUAUGAAAGACCCUAAGAGAGAAAGGUGCAAAGGAAGGUCGAAACGAGUAACGGGAGCAAAGGAAAAGGCAAUGAAGCGAGGGAUUCGACACUGUCAGGAGUGUGGAGACAUUGGUCAUGAUAUAAGACAAUGCCCAAGAAAUUUGAACACACCGUAA